Saccostrea cuccullata (small rock oyster) is the source of this 1352-nucleotide messenger RNA. RefSeq names its product pre-mRNA-splicing factor SYF2-like. NCBI's taxonomy places the organism in Eukaryota, Metazoa, Mollusca, Bivalvia, Ostreida, Ostreidae. Gene Ontology annotation, cellular component: Prp19 complex; catalytic step 2 spliceosome; post-mRNA release spliceosomal complex. Bases 111 to 803 code for a protein of 230 amino acids. The transcript has 7 exons. The record is from RefSeq and is a predicted model, not a curated record.
GAACUGCAAAGUAUAUCGUUUUGGGUUUAAAUUUUAUGGCGCGAGUAGCUAUUCCGGAGAAAAUUUUACAGAACGAAGAAAGACUUUGAAGAGAGAAAUAUUGAGAGAUUAUGUCGGAAAAGAAUGGGGAUGAACCUGGCCCAUCGACAAGCAAGAGCAAAUUUAGUCGGCUUCAAAGGUUUAGAGACUUAGAAUUAAAGAUGAAUGAAGCAAGGAAGUUAAAUCACCAAGAAGUAGUGGAAGAGGAUCAGAGAAAUAAACUGCCGGCCAACUUUGAACAGAAACGGAAGAGGGUCGAGUGGGAGGAAGAGCAAGAGAAAAAGAGAAAGGAAGCUGAGGAGGCCGGUGAAGAAUUUGACCGAGUCAAGUUAUUGGAGGUGGGAGCUGAUGAAGCAGAGAGGUGGGAACGAAAGAAGAAAAAGAAAAAUCCUGAUCAGGGCUUCUCAGACUAUGAAUCGGCCACAUUCCGUCAGUAUCAGAGAUUAACAAAGGAAAUGAAACCAGACAUGAAUCAAUACAAGGAACAGAGAGAUAAAGCAGGAGAAGAUUUUUAUGCCACGCGUAACACAUUGGGGCUCAAUCAGUGGAAGGACAAACCAGAGAACGUGGAUAGAAUGGUAGAAGAUCUGGAAAAACAGAUAAAAAAGAGAGAAAAAUACAGCCGUCGCAGAACCUUUGAUGAAGAUGCUGACAUUGACUAUAUUAAUGAACGUAAUAUGAAAUUUAACAAGAAACUGGAACGUUUCUAUGGCACCUACACAGCGGAGAUCAAACAGAACUUAGAGAGAGGGACAGCUGUUUAGUGAAAUAUUGGAUACAAGUACAUUUAAAGGAGAUGCAGAGUUUCUUUACUUCAAAAAUUUUGAUGGUUAUCAUGAAAAAUAUUUGUGAUAAUGACAUGUAUUUUACCUGAUUCUGUCUGACUAUGUGUAAAGAUGGUAUCAUAUACAUGUAAUUUCAAAAUAGCUGGGUGUUUUUUUGUUUUAAAUAUAAUUAAAAUCAUUAUGUCACAUUUUAUUCUAAGAAAGGGUUAUUGCAGUAAAGCAUCAUAUUUCAUUUUAGUUGUUGUAAAUAAUGUUUUUUUUAAAUUUCAUUUCUGCUUGUAAAAAAUGGGUUUUUUCUUCAUUUUUAUUUUUGCUUGUAAAUAAUGUUUUUCAUACAUGAUUUAUUAUAUUCAAAUAUGUUUCUCUUUCUAAAUGUCAUUGUAUCAAGUUUCAUUCUAAGAGAAACAUAUUUAAUACAUGGGUUAUACAAAAGGGGGAAAAAUCCAAGUUUGUCAUUGGAUUACCUGUAUGAUCUGUCUUAUUUAUCAAAUGAUUGGAAGAAUAAACUUAAUUUUUAUGCUUUACAAA